CCAGGACGGCGACGACGAGGACGAGAGCGUCGACGGCGAGGUGCGCCGUGGUGCCGGCGCCCAGCGUAAGCGCCCCGCUGCUGCCCGCACGCUCCUACGCAGGGCGCGUCGGACCAUGCGCAAGCUUGACGAUACCUGGGUGAAUCCAAAGGCCAGCGCCGUCAAGAGGCUCGUCGAUUUGUGGUGGAGCAGAUGGGCCGUGUUGGUGGUACUGCCGGCGUCGUUGGCCGUGGCAUGGUGCGCCAUACCGUUUCCCCAGUACCCGCUGCCCGACGACGGCGACGACGGGACAGCGCCGAGCAAGCCCGGACAGGCUCCGGGAGGUGGGGCCGGGCGUAAGGUGCCGGGCCACGGGGCGGCGCGGGUGCAGGUCAACUUCUGGUUCUUCCUGUUUGUCUACUACAGCUUCUACAGCCUAACGGCCCUGAUCUGGAUCACGAAGGUGUUCAACCUGUACAGCCUCAACUGGUGGCCCAAGUCGCUCGGCUUCCCCGUCACCGUGUCGGCCAUCGCCGUGCUUUCGCUGGCCGCGCCCAUCCCCGUCUACUUGAUCCCCGAGACGCGCUUCCUGACGGUCCACAACACGGCCUGGAUCACCUGGACCUUUGUCAUCAUGGCCAUGCCCGUCGCCAUCGCCUUCCUCAUCCUCAUGACUAACGAGCGCCACCUCGGCCUGCGUCACUCGCUCUCCGAGACGCAGCGCAUCUUCACCUCGUCGUGGUGGGCCGGCGAGCCCGAGAACACCAUCUCGCGUCGCGACCCGCGCCGCGCCCGCGCCGCCCUGAGCGGCGACUCGUUCGACGCCGCCAUCGACGCCUCCUCUCGUGUUGGUUUUGUCGAUGGCGGCGGCGCCCGCGCCGGCAACUACCAACGCCGCCCCUCCAUAGCCGCCCGGCUGCAGCGCCGCUGGCUGCCCGCCAGCUUCGUGCGCUUCGUGUGGUUCUGCCUCGCCCUGUCUAUCGGCCUGCUGGCGUACGUCAUAGGAGAAGCCUACGCCGAGAUCUACCUGCGCACCCUGCCGCACAACAACCUCGAGACCAUCGUCUACGUCUACGGCUGGAUCACCACCGUGCACCUGCUCGACGGCCUGACGGGCUGGAUCCUUGGCGGUAACGAAGGCGAGCGCGUCGGGAGCUAUCCCCUGAGCUUCACUUUCAAACUCUACUUCAUGCUGACGUACCAGACGUACGUGCGAGCACUGUACGCGCGGCUGCGCAGCCCGUCGCAAUUCAUCCUGCUGCAGGUGCUGUCGUCGAGCGGGCUGAUCAUCGUGACGCCCAUCCUCAUGUCGGCGCCGGUGCACUGGUUCUUGAGCGUCAUCGGCGUCAACGGCCAGAGCUACGGCGCGUACCAGAAGAUGUGCGUGCGCAACGUCUUCAUCCGCUUCGUGGCCGAGAACGCGUCCAUGCUGGCCUUUUUGGGGAGUGUCGUCGUGCUGCACUUUGGCGCCAACAAGGACGUCUACCCCUACUUUGCCUUUGACGGCGCCGGUAGCGGCGGCGACAACGGCUUCGACUUUGGCCUCACCUUCUACGCCUCGUCCAUCACCUGGGCCUGCGAGCUCGCCGCCAGUUUCAUUGUCGCCGGCCUCAUCCGCUACAUUUUUGAUGUGAGCGUCGUCACCGAGGGCAAGCUCGACUUCGCCGUCUGGCCCGAGCUGCUGCCCACCAGCGUCGCCGUCGUGCUGCACGUCCUGCAGAACAUGCUCUUCUCCAUCAUCCGCCUGCAGUUUCGCUAAAACGCCGCCGGUACUCCCUUUUCUUCUGGGAAAAUCGCGCACAAAGUUGACGUGACGCGGACGUUGCUGGUUGUGUUUUAAUCGCAAGCUCCAAUCCUCUUGACACCAAAACCGCUCCUCCGGAAACCUGCGCCCGUACACCGUAAAUACAUAUAUUCACGGGCGGGCAGGGCAGGACGGCUGAGGGCAAGCAAGCAACGCAUGGAAGUCCAAGCUGCCUUGGCUAGGCGUUGGAUUUUUUUUUCUUCCUAUCUUCUCUUUUUUGUUUUCUUUCUUUCACUUUUUCCCUAGACAGAGACAGGGGGGAAAAGACACUGGGAUAAACUUCUGACUACAGCUGCAUGAUACCCUUUUUUUU
Lasiosphaeria miniovina is the source of this 2096-nucleotide messenger RNA. RefSeq lists its product as uncharacterized. The transcript has 3 exons. Lineage: Eukaryota; Fungi; Ascomycota; Sordariomycetes; Sordariales; Lasiosphaeriaceae. Bases 116 to 1738 code for a protein of 540 amino acids. The record is from RefSeq and is a predicted model, not a curated record.